Molecule: messenger RNA, 3768 nt
Organism: Plasmodium vinckei vinckei
Lineage: Eukaryota; Apicomplexa; Aconoidasida; Haemosporida; Plasmodiidae
Product: conserved Plasmodium protein, unknown function
Exons: 1
Coding region: 1-3768 (1255 amino acids)
Source: RefSeq, a predicted model, not a curated record
AUGACGAGGAAUGUAGGAAUAAUAUCAAGUGAAGUACUUUGUUUAAAAUGGUGUUCCAUAAAUAAUAAUAUUUUAAAUUGUUUUUUUAAUAAUAGUUACAACAAAUUUGGAUUAAAAGUUUUUUUUCAUUCCUAUGAAAAUGCUAACAAAAAAUGGAAAAACAAAAAUAAAUACAAAAAUUAUAUUUUACUUGUGAAAAAAAAUGAACUACAUAAUAAGGCACACAUUGGAUAUAAGACGAACUGGGAAAUAAGUAAAAAACAUACGAGCCUAAUUCCAAAUAAAUAUUGUGUAAAUUUUACUAGCCAGACUAAUAAAUUAUUUAGUAAUAAUAAAAUUGUACAUAAAUUGAAGGAUAGAAAACAUGUAGGACAAGAUGAUGAAGAAAAAAAAGAGGGGAAUGAUGAAAAUGUUAUACGUAUUAAUAAUUUAUGUACAAAAAUUUAUGAUAUAGGUAAAAAUGGUGUAAAAAAUAAAGAAGAAUGGAUACGGUAUUUAAUUGAAUAUUGUAAAGAAGAAGAAAAUCAUAAAUUUAUAAAAAUCAAACAAAUGUUUAUGUUAUUAAUUGGGUUAAGUAAAUUAAAAGGAAAAAUAAAUAGUGUUCAUUAUAAAGUAGGAUAUGAAAAUGGGGAAAAAAAUAAGGUUGUAAAGAUUUCUGAUAUUGUUGAUAGACAUAUUGAAGUUUUAUCAAAAAAAGUAAAUGAAAUGACAGAUAAACAAUUGAGCAUAUUUUUAUAUAUUCUUGAAAGAUGGAAAAAAAUGGAAAAAUAUAAAGAAAUUGUAAAUAUUAUUAAUGAUAAAAUUUUAAAAAAAACAACUUUUAAAAAAUUAAAUGUUCGAAGCUUUUGUAAUGUUUUACAUAUUUACUCGAAAAAGUGCAAAGUGGAUGGAAAUUAUAUAAAUGAAGAAAAAAAAAAUGAUAUGAUAAAUAUUCAAAUAAAUAAAUUCAUAACAAAACUUAGUAAGUCUAAAUGCUCUGUAGAAGAUAUGUUAUUUUUUCUUUCGUCUAUAGACAAAUUAAAAAUAAAAAUAAAAGAAAAAGAAAUGAUAGAACAUGUUGUAAAAAUUAUAAAUGAUAAUAUACAAGAAGAUACAAACUAUUUUAUUAUUCCAUCUCUUUUAUUAUAUUUGUCAAAUUUAAAUAUUUAUAAUGAAGGAUUAUAUUUAAAAUUAAAAAAUAUUAUAUUAGAGAAUUAUUAUUUUUAUAAUUCUAUACAUAUAACAAAUAUAUUUUAUGCCUUUUCAAAAUUCAAACCCGAUUUUGUUCAUGAACUUUUUGAUACAUUGUCAAAUUAUAUUAUCCAAACAUUUUUAAAAGAAAAGGAAAAAGAUAGUAAAACAAUGAACGAAUAUAAUCGAGCUAUUUUAAAGAAUACUCAAAUUAAUAAAAAUAAAUUUUUGAAAUAUGAUGAAAGCAUGUUUAAUAUUUUUCAAAUAACAAAUAUAAUAAAUAGUUGUAUAAAAUGUGAUUAUAUAAAUUACAAUUUUUUCCAUGACUUGAUUUUAUCAUCAGAAACAGUUCAAGAGCAUUCCUUGGAUAAUUUAAUUAAUUUUUUUAAAUCCAUAUCAAAUAUUUUGAAAACUUUUAAUGUGCAUAUGUAUAAAUAUGUUAUAUAUUUUUACACCAAUGAAAAAGUAGACCCAAAAGAAACAGAAACAAACACGCAUAACUAUAAAGAAAGCAUUGGAAAUGGUGAAAAUUUUACGAGCGAAAAAGAAGUUGUUUAUCUAUAUUCAUUGAUGGAAAACCAGACAUACUAUAAAAAAGUGUAUGAAUAUUUUACAAACCGGUACAUGAUGAAAAAUUCAUUUUUUAUAGAACAAUAUAAUACCUUUGGGGGUGUAGAAAAUGAUAAGAAAGUCAAAGAGUCAGAUUAUACAGAAAAAUCAAAUAUAAGGUUAAUGAAUAGUUUUAAUAAAAUGAGAGAUAAUGUUGCUGAACAGAUAAGAAUUAUAAUUGAAAAUAAUUUAUAUGAUAAAAAUGUACAAUAUAUUUUACACAAUUUAAUGAUUUUUAUGUAUCAAAGUGAAGUCAAAUAUGUUAAUUUAUAUACAUUAUGUAUAUCUAUUUUGGAAAAAAACUUAUUUUUUUUUAGUAUCAAUAAUUUAUAUUUAUAUAUAAAAAUAUUUAAUAAAGCCCAAAUUUAUAAUUAUGAAAUUUUGCACAACAUUUUUGAAUAUAUAUAUAAUCAUUUUGAUCAAUUUGAGUUGAGGAAAAAAGUGAAAAUAGUUUUAUUAUCCUAUGAUAUAUUUAAAAAAAUAAAUGAACACCAAAUGGAAUUAUUAACUAACUUUUUUUUAGAUAACAUGAAAUUUAAUGAAGAAAAUAAAAAUAACAUGUCCAAAUAUUAUCAAAUUAAUAAUAAACAUAAAAUAAACAAUUCGUGUGAUAUAACCCCAAAAUGGUUACUUCCUACAAGCACAGAAUUAAAACAAAAUGUUUUAAAUAUGAAACAAAAAUCACCAACAUCUUUAUAUGAUGAUAUAUCCAAUCUUGAUGACAAUGAAAUAUGCUUAAGAGACUUUUUAAAUAAUAAAAUGGAUGUAGAAAGUACAAAAAUCAAUGAAUAUCAAUAUUUUAGUUUAACAAAUAAUGAUCAGGUUUUUUUUAAAAAAGUUGAACAAACAGAAGUCUACCCAUUUAAUUUAGAUUUUAAUGAAUAUAUAAAGUUUUUACUUAUACUUAUUCAUGAUGUAUCAAACAAAAUACUUGACAAUAGAACGGAUGAUAAAAAUUGUGUAAACAUAUCUUUAAUCCCAUUUAUUUCAAAGAAUGAACAUAAUUUAAUUAAAAUAAAAAAUGAAGAUCCUGUCUUAGAAAGAUAUUCUGAGCUAGUAAAGCAAAAUCUGAAUAAGAGGAAAAAUUUAAUCAUUAAAAUUUUUUCAAAAAUUGCUGACAUGAUAGAAAACGAAAAAAAAAUAAAAAUGAACAAAACCGAUUUAUAUAUUGAUCAGGUUUUGUAUAUUUUGUAUUUCAUAAAAUUGAUGGAUGAAGAUCUUUAUAGUAGCAUAAUAAAAAUCGAACAAAUUAAAAAAAUCAAAACAAAUGAAAAGAUUAAAAAGGGAGAUAAUGAUAUGGAAGACCCCAAAUAUGCAAAUAUGUUUGGUAGCACUUUAUUUGAAUUGAAAAAAGAAGAUAUGGAAUUUAUUGGUUUAGAAAAUGAAAAGAAAAAUAAUGAAUACGAAAUAGGUUGUGAUAAUUUAUUUCUUUAUGAAGACAAAAUAAAUUAUAGAUAUAAAUACAAAAGUGUUAAUGAUAGUAUUAAAAAUGUUAUUAAUAAUUUAAAAAAAAUAAAGUUUAAUGAUAUAGCUAAAUUUGAUGAUUCAAAUAAAUUUAGUUUUAAAAAAAUGAAUAAGUUUUAUAAAUUAGAUACAUAUAUAAAUAUAGAUAUUUUAUUUACUUUAGAAAAAAAUGGAGAAAAUUUUUAUAACUGUUUAAUAUUUUAUCCAUAUGAAUUAAAAAAAAUAAUUACAAAUAUAAAAAAUAAUAAAAUAACAUUUACACAUAGUUAUGAUGAAUCUUUUUCUUUUUGUACAGAAAUUUUAUGUAUUUAUAAUUUUAUAAAAAAAAAAAAUCAAACAAAUUUCUCUUUCACUAUUUUAGACACAACAUCAUUUGUUAAUUUUUCUGAAUGGACAUAUGAAAAUGUAGAAAUAAAUAAAACAAUCAAAUUAGUAGAAAAAAAACAGCCAAUUGAUCCGUUAUUUAAUCAGGAUUUAAAUUUUCAAAAAUCGAAAAAGUUGUUGGAAGAGAUAACUUCUUUAUAA